Brettanomyces nanus is the source of this 1389-nucleotide messenger RNA. RefSeq lists its product as uncharacterized. NCBI's taxonomy places the organism in Eukaryota, Fungi, Ascomycota, Pichiomycetes, Pichiales, Pichiaceae. The record is from RefSeq and is a predicted model, not a curated record. Gene Ontology annotation, biological process: mRNA splicing, via spliceosome. Gene Ontology annotation, cellular component: U4/U6 x U5 tri-snRNP complex. The transcript has a single exon. Bases 1 to 1389 code for a protein of 462 amino acids.
AUGAGUCGCAAUAAGAGGACAUAUCCGAAAGGGCAGUAUGCUGGAGCAAAAAGGCUGAAGGCACAUGCUAAAUUAUUGUCCCAGGGUGGAGAAGAACCAGAAGAGGAAUCAAUACUAAAAAGUAUUAAAAUUCAUCCACUCUUGAGAGGUACCAAUGGAGAUGGGGCUCGAUUGCCUGUUCCGUCUGAAUGGAAAAGCAAUCAAGAUGAAUCAAAACUAAAGAACCCGAUCAAGAAUAGUAAGUGGAGGUCAAGCAAAGGUUUCUUUAUUAAUCCAUAUAUCGAUCAGAAUGAUAUUUCUAAAGCUCCAGUUAGGCAGAAAAGAUUGAUGCAGGUGAAUGAAAAGGGAAAAUACGUACGAGAAGCGCAACUGCUUCGAGAGCAAUUGGAGCAAGAGCAGGAAGAGGAGGAAAGGCAAAAUAGGUUGAAAAGUCUACAUCUAAUACCGGAUGAGAAGCUUGGUGAACAGUAUUAUGCCCCCACAUUGCCGCCCAAUAUUGAAUGGUGGGACCAGGAGCUAAUGAGAAUCAAAAGCUAUGAUGGCCUCGGUGAUGAGAGUAAUGUGACUUAUAAGGACAUCAGUGAUGAAAAUAAUCCGAUUACGAUAUAUAUUCAGCAUCCUGUUCCAAUACCCGCACCGUGGGAGAAGAGUUUACCGCAACUAAAGCCAUUGUAUCUCACUAAGGAAGAGAAGAAAAGGUUGCGAAAGAAUGCCCGUACGGCAAGAAUUGAGGAGAAACGAGAUAGAGUCAAGUUAGGACUUGAUCCUGCACCUCCUCCCAAGGUGAAGUUGAAGAAUCUCAUGAAUGUACUAACGAACGAAACAAUUAAGAACCCGACCGAAGUCGAAAUGAAGAUUAAACAAGAGGUAGAGCAAAGACAGAUCGAGCACGAAAAAAUGAACAAGGAUAGGCAACUUACUAAAGAGCAGCGACGUGACAAGCUUCAGAAAGGGGUAGACAAAGAUCGACUGAAAAAAGGAUAUCACAGCUGUAUUUUUAGAGUGGGAAGACUCACAAAUCCUAAGCAUGUAUACAAAGUGGAUAUUAAUGCCAAGGAGUACGGACUUACUGGGUUGUGUCUGAAUUUAAAGGACGGAAUCAGCUUGGUAAUUGUGGAAGGAGGACAGAAAGCUGUAAAUAAGUAUAAGAAACUCAUGCUAAGACGAAUCAAGUGGCAAGAAAACGAGAGACCGAAUACCGAGAAAAAUAAUGAUUCAUUGCCAUUGGAAGACUUGAGUUCCAACGAUUGUCAGUUGGUCUGGGAAGGAGAGCUUCCCCUUCUCCAUUUUCGCAAGUGGAGUAUGUAUAAUUAUGAAACAGAGGACUCCAUCGUGGACAUUUUAGGAAGGUACAAGCUUGAAAACUACUGGAGGCAAGCAAAUGCCUAA